This is a messenger RNA of Oryza sativa Japonica Group (Japanese rice), 2596 nucleotides long. RefSeq names its product NAC domain-containing protein 43. Gene Ontology annotation, molecular function: DNA binding. Gene Ontology annotation, biological process: regulation of DNA-templated transcription. The record is from RefSeq and is a predicted model, not a curated record. Lineage: Eukaryota; Viridiplantae; Streptophyta; Magnoliopsida; Poales; Poaceae.
CCCCCAUAUAUGAUAGCUAGACGAUGUGCAAAGCAGUAGCUUGGGGCCGGCCUGGCUGUGCUUUUCCGAGAGAUUUUUAAGGUCGUGUGUCAAUGGCUCUGGGAUGUUGGCUGCUCGCCUUUCUUCUGCUCUCUUGUUAUACUGUACUGCAUCCAUUUCUUGGCUGGCUGGCUCUCUUUCCUCGCUGGGGGCCAUAUGCCUUUGUUUCUCUCCCCCUCAAGGUUGGUGGCACUUCCCUAACCUCGCGAAACUAAUCCCACUAGCCACUGUCACUAGCUAUAUAUAACCACCUCCAUUGUUACUUGUUUCCUUGUACCCCAUCCGAGAUCAAUAUCCAUCCAUCCAUCACCACCUAGCAGCUCUACACCUCUCUCUUAUAUUAGCUCUCUCUCUCUCUCUACCCCCAUUCAUGCUCAUCUCCUUCUAGCUUCCAGCUUAAUCCCUUCCUUGUCAAUGUUAAUGGACAAACUCUGAGCAUUGCACUACCCAUCAUCUCCUAGCUAGACUCACCUUAGCUUGUCUCUCUGCUGCUCCAGUGUGUGAUUCUUUCUCCCAUUUCCUGUUUGGUUUGCACUGAGUGAACAAGCAAUUAAGCUUGGUAGUAGUAGUAGUUGUUGUAUUGAUCGAUCGAUCGAUCUAGAGACGACGAUGAGCAUAUCGGUGAACGGGCAGUCGGUGGUGCCACCGGGGUUCCGGUUCCACCCAACGGAGGAGGAGCUCCUGACAUACUACCUGAAGAAGAAGGUGGCCUCGGAGCGCAUCGACCUCGACGUCAUCCGCGACGUCGACCUCAACAAGCUCGAGCCAUGGGACAUCCAAGAGAGGUGCAGGAUUGGGUCAGGGCCGCAAAACGACUGGUACUUCUUCAGCCACAAGGACAAGAAGUACCCGACGGGGACGAGGACGAACCGGGCAACGGCGGCCGGCUUCUGGAAGGCCACCGGCCGCGACAAGGCCAUCUACUCCAGCUCCAACCGCAUCGGCAUGCGCAAAACCCUCGUCUUCUACAAGGGCCGUGCCCCCCACGGCCAGAAAUCAGACUGGAUCAUGCACGAGUACCGCCUCGACGACCCCUCCUCCGCCUCCGCCUCCGUCUCCGUCAACCUCCCCUCCUACUACUCUUCCUCCUCAUCGUCAUCUUCCCCAAUGCACGGUGUCGCCGGAGACCAAGGAGCUCAGGAGGAAGGCUGGGUGAUCUGCAGGGUGUUCAAGAAGAAGAACCUCGUGCACCACGGCGGCGGCGCCGCCGCGGCGAGCCACCACGCGGCGGCCAAGCUCGCGGCGGCGGCCAUGGAGGGCAGCCCGAGCAACUGCUCGACGGUGACCGUUAGCGACCACGUCAAGGCGCAGAUGCUGCACUCGUCCGCCAGCGACGACGCCCUCGACCACAUCCUCCAGUACAUGGGCCGCUCCGGCUGCAAGCAGGAGACCAAGCCGGCGGCGAUGUCGGCGUCGUCGGCGGCAGCGGCGGCGGCGCUGGAGCAGCACCUCAGUACGCCUCAGUACGGCAAGUUCAUGAAGCUUCCGCCGCUCGAGCACGUCGCCGGCGGCGUGGGCCUCCUGGCGGCGGCCGGCGGCGGCGGCGAGUACUGCUCCGCCGCCGACGCGUCGGGGAUCGCCGACUGGGACACGCUGGACCGGCUCGCGGCGUCGUACGAGCUCAACGGCGCCCUCUCCGACGUCGCCUCCGGCAAGAACAUGGCCGGCUUCUUCGACGUCGUCGAUCAGCCCGCCGGCGCCGCCGCCUUCUCCUCCGGCGACGGCGACCUGUGGAGCCUUGCGCGGUCGGUGUCAUCGUCGCUACACGCAGACUUGACGACCAUGAAUAACGUAUAAUAAUUGGAGACAAGAGGUGACGAUGGAGAUGAUGCAUCUAGACGUGGAUGGCGUAUGCGUGCACUAACUCUACUCUUAAUCUGGUCGGUCUACGCAUAUUGCAUGCAUGCAUGGACGACGGUAUUGUACGUACGUGAUCAAUAAUUAAUUACUAGUUAGGGUUCCAGCGAGAGUACAAGACGACGACGACGACACAAUAGCUAGCUGAGCUGGCCAUGUGAGCAAGCUCUAGACACUAGGUCAAGAUCUAACCGUCGAUCGAUCUGAGCCGUUGAUCGAUCGAUCGACGAUGAUGGUGUUGAUCGAUCGAAUUAUAGUGCAGUGGUCGAGCGAGUUGUUGUGUCGAUCUGAAACAAGAGAGAGGAAAAAAAGAAUUAAAAGGACGUACGGCGUGGUAGGAGAGAGAGAGAGAGAGCAUAUAUAAAUAUUAUGUAUCUAUAUAUUGUUAUAUAUUGUACCUAUAGCUUAUUAUAUAUCAAAGACAUUUUUCUAGUGCAGCGAGGUGUGAUUUCUUUUCUGAUGAUCAUAUCAUAUAUAUCAUCAUCGAUCACUGAUCACCGUGUGAGUGUACUAAUUAUUGUGUGAUCGAUCGCUCGAUGGAUGGAUUAAUAAACUAGUUGUGUGCCUGUGCGCGUGUUUUUUCAGAGCUAGCAUUAAUUCUUUAAUUCUCCUCAUGUUUCACUCUUGCUGCGGGUGUUGUUAUAUAGACACGUGGUGUGGUUGUUUUUUUUCUUUCAUGGCUAUAGACUUGUAUUUUUCU